AUGCUGCCCCCUGAGCGGGCCCUGGAGGAGCAGCAGGCCCACAAGGAGGGCGAGUGGCGGGCGCUGCAGGACGCUGCACGGCUGGAAUGGCUGCAGGGCCAGCUGAGGCAGCUGCAGGAGGACUUUGUCUACAACCUGCAGCUGCUGGAGGAGCGGGACAUGGAGCUGAAGCGCUAUGACGCGGCCUUCGCGCAGGCCCAGCGUGUGGAGGAGGCCCGCCAGGCUGAGGCCAGUGAGCUUAAGAUUGAGGUGGCCAAGCUGCGGCGGGCACUGGCCCUCGAGGCCCAGCGGGUUCAGGAGUUGCAGCAGCAGCACGAGUGGACGCUGCAAGAGCACCGCCUGGAGCUGGAGCACCUGCACAGCGACAAGAAUGAAGACAUGGACCACCUUCGGGAACAGUACACAAAGCUGCAGUGGGAACUGCAGAGGAAGCUUCAUGAGCUGGACGGGCAGCUUGUUCUGCAGAGACAGGAGCUCCAGCUGGACUUUGAGUCUGAGAUGAGGAGGAGGGAGCAUGAAUGCCGCCUGCAGGCCGAUGCCAUGAGCAGUGCAGUGCUGACCCAGGAGCUCAAGGUUAAACUGUUGAAGAGGGAGCUGGCGGCCCUGAAGGAAGCUGGCGCCGAGGCAGCAGAGUCUCUGAAGAGAGCAGAGACAGCCAAUGAGCAGCUGCAGCAGGAGGUGAUGCACAGGGACCAGGAGCUCAAGGACUUGGCGGCCGUCAAGGAUGCCCGGAUAAAGGACUUGGAGAGCAAGCUCCGUUGUGCACAGCUGGCCUGGACAAAGGAGCGGGAGGCGGUCAGGAGGAAGCACAAAGAGCUGGAGCGUCUGGCCCAGGAGCGAGACGUGGUGCUGGCCUCAGUGAAGGAGGCCCACGUGGAACAGCUGCAGGCCCUGGAGGCGCGUGCUCUGGAGAUGCAGGCUCACAGCGAGGGGCUGGAGAAGCGGCUUUGCCAGGCAGAGUGGGCACAGGCCGAAGCUGCACGCGACCACAAUGUCGUGGUAGACCGACUUCGGGAGGAGCUGUCUGCUCUGCAGUCUGCCUGGGAUGCCCAGGUGGCUGAACUCUCCAAGGAAGCUGUGUCCAAGGACCUGCAGGCACACACCCUGCAGGAGGAGGCAGUGAAUCUGAGGGCCCAGUCUGCCCAGCUCCAGCAGGACAUCGACAGGUACAAGCUGCAGCUGGCGGCUGCUGUGGGCAGGGAGCAGAGCCUGCAGCGUGACAAGGUGCAGCUGGCACUUGACUGGCAGUGCCGCCUUGACACCGCUGAGCGGGACCAGUACCGCAGGUCCGAGGACCUGAUCCAGGCCUUGGCGGAGGCCAGGGAGCAGGUAGCAGCCAGGCUCCAGCAGGCAGAGCAGAGGCUGUGUGACAAGGAGGAGGUGCUGAAGGCCUUGACCUUGGAGAGAGACCAGGCAGUACGCACGCUGAGGACACACGGGCUGGUUCCUGAGAGGGAGGAGCAGACGCUUGUGGGGCCUGGUGAGGACGAUGUGAGUCGGGGUUCUCCAUCCAGUGAGACCCAGAGGCUCCGGGAGCAGAACGCCAGCUUGCGCAGUGCUGUUGCCCAGAUGAGGUGGGACAUGGAGGCACUCAGUAGGCACGUCCUGCCCUCUGCCUGCCCGGGAGGAGAGAGCUCACACGGAACCCAGCCUGAUGCGAGUGCUGUAGUGGACCCUGCUGCCCCAGAUUAUGUUCUGGCUCUUGAAGCAGAAAUACAAAAUCUAAAGCAUAAAUUUAAAAAACUAGAAGAACAGUUAGCAGAUGGGUCAGGUCCUCCGAAGGUGUCCUCAUCUUCUACUGGAGUUCAGUUCCCAGUCGGUGCAGUUGGCGAGAGUCCUGUCUCACAGGGGGACCCUCUGCAGGCCGAGGUGACGCCCAGUGUUCUGGCGUGCAGGAAGAUGCUGGGCCGGGUGCAUCUACUGGACUGCCUGGUCUCCAGGCUCCAGGAGAAGCUCUUACAGAAACCUCCAGAAAUGGACACUAUCUGGUUCCGGCUGUCCCGAGAGGUGGAUCAGGUGCACGUGGAGGUCUUGGAAUUGGGCAAGCAGGUGACUGAGCUGGAGAAGCAUCUGACCACUGCUCAGAAGGAAGGAGAGGUUGUGUGUGAGGGACAGCCGAGAGCCCCGGAGAACUCCACCCUCGGGGAGCAGGUAGAAGACAGGACACCCCCCUCACCCCGUGUAGCAGAAGGCCCCCUCCUCUCCAUGUCUGUUACAGGUCCUGCUGGCGGUGAGCACACAGGCACCAGGGUCUUGGCCCCCCAGCCCACACCACACCCUGCUGAGCUCCAGCUCAGGCGGCAGCUGAGGGCCGCAGCCCAAAACAUCCUGCGUCUACAGAGGGAGAAGGAGCAGCUCGUGGAGACGGGGAACCGGCUGCGCGCGUGGCUGCGACACCAGAUUGGGGUGCUGGUUCAGAGCAGUGAGCACAGUGACGUGGACAGUGGUGUGGACGACAGUAUCUGUCACUCUCGGAACCUGGCCCUGUGCCAGGCCUGCCACUAUGGGCCUCUCAGCCCCUGCGUCCUCAUCCUUGACACUGUCCUUGUCCGACCUGUGGCCUCCUGUGGCCAGCCCAGCCUUUGGCUCCUGGUUGUGCUGAGAGGUGCCCGAGGCCUGAGCCAUGUUCACUCGGUCAUCUCUGUGACAGCCCGGAGCACAAGUGGGACACAGAGCGGCCCCUCCAAGGGUGUCCGAGGCUGUGGAGAGCACGGGAGUCCACCUGGACCCCAAAGCCUGCUGCAAGGUCAGCUCCGAGCUGCUUCUCACUUGAUGGCGCUGCCGAGAACCCCAAACCCGCAGCUGUCUGAGGCCCUCACUGGUAUGUUCUGUGGCUGCUUCGGCGUUUGUGUGUCUGUGUGUCAGUCGCACGUGUUUGUGGAGUUUCUGCCCCUGCUGUGGGACCAGUGCGGCUCCUCUGCCAGCUUCUAUGUGGACACUCGCUUUGCAUUUCUCUUGGCUCCAUACCCGGAGCGGACCCAUAGCCUGGCAGAACCUCGGGGACACUACCUCACCCUUCCUGUUCCCCUGCCCUGGAGGCCUGGAGCCCAGCUGCGGAUCCUGGCUCACCUCUGGAUCGUGGCCUGCCCUUGGGACAGGCCUGGCCGCCAGAAGGAGAACCUGUGUCCCCAGGCACCGCAGGCCCAGGAGCUCCAGGAGCAGACCGGCUCCCACACCCAGAGCUCGUGGUCAGCAGCCAGCAGCUCCCUUCAGGACACGUGGAAGGUAGGAGACUGCUUCGCUGUUGGCGGCCAGGGGCUGGUGCUCCGGGGAGAGCUCUGCACGUUCUCCGCUGCCCCUGCCGGUGCUGGAAAGGAGCCUGCCAUCUGGCUGCGCGAGGUGUCCAGCUCCAGUCGCGACCUUUUGGGAGCACUUCCUGCAUGCACCCCAGGCGUGUGCCUCUACUCUGCCCCAGCCCUGGGAUCUGGAAGCUACGCUCCUUUGAAGAGGACGACGUUCCCCAACGCCUUGAAGCAGGACUCUGCUGGUCACCAGUCUGCAGGUCUGGGCCCUUCACCCCCUUCCCAUGGGACGUCGUCCUGCUCGUCCCUCGAGCCUGGGGUUCGGCCUGUGCCUCUGUUGAGCCUAGGGAACACCCCCAUGAGCCCUGUCACCACGGUCACCGGAGGCUCCUACCCCACAGGCCUCCCUGGAGACAGCCUGGAGCCUCCCUGCCUGGGCACCAGGCCCCCACGGCAGGACCUGGAUGGAGCCCUGGCCUCUUCUCAGAGUGUGCUGCGAAUCUGA
Molecule: messenger RNA, 3747 nt
Organism: Elephantulus edwardii (Cape elephant shrew)
Lineage: Eukaryota; Metazoa; Chordata; Mammalia; Macroscelidea; Macroscelididae
Gene: CCDC57
Product: coiled-coil domain containing 57
Exons: 26
Coding region: 1-3747 (1248 amino acids)
Source: RefSeq, a predicted model, not a curated record